GUCAAUAGCCUGUGAGAAUGGAAGUUCCAACUGUCGAUAAUCCUGCGGUUUCGAAUCCUGUCGCUGAGGCGAACCCAGCGAAUCCUCCUGCUGAGGAACCAAAAGAGACACAGGCUAAAGUUGCUUCUGUUGCCAAGUCUACUUUGGUGAAGCCUGAAGGAGAAAAGGAGAGAACUAAUGUUCGCUCGAAGAAGAACCCCAAGGUAGAGGAGGAGGAGGAAGAGGCUGAGGAAGAAGACGACGAGGAGGACUACAACAUCGAAGAGGAGGAAGAGGAGGAAGAGGACUGGUUUUCUGAUGAAGACUCUCCUAAGCCACGCAAGUCCGGAAGACGCGCAGACACACACGACAGCGAAGAGGAGGAGGAAGAGGAGGAGUAUUCUCGCAUAAAGCGAAGAAAGGUCGAAGUUGUGAAGAGACCAAGUCGCCGCGAAAUUGUUGCGAACGAAUCAGCGGGAAUGAAAGCGCUGCGCGCCUACACGACCGCUCUGAAACUGGGUCCGCGUUGUUUCCGCAAUUUAGGAAAGAUCGAGGACAUGAGAGAGCGCGAGAAGGAGCUGAUCCGCCGCCUGCACGAGCUGAAUCGCAGCUGGGCGGGGGAAUAUCCGAACGAGGAGGAGACGCGAUUGGCGAGAGAGGAGACCCUGAUGAAGAAGGAGGAGAAGGCGCGCGAAUUCAUUAUCGAUGAGAAGCCGGGCGUUCGCUCGACGCGCAAAGCGGCUCAGAAAGCGUUGGAGUUCGUCAAGUCGCUGGAGGAGGAGGAAGAGGAGGAGGAGGAAGAGGAGAUUGAGGAUGUCGAGGAGGAGGAGGACGAGGAGGAGGAAGACGAGGAAAGUGAAAGAGAUGAUUAGAACUCCAUUUUAGUC
Molecule: messenger RNA, 866 nt
Organism: Blastocystis hominis
Lineage: Eukaryota; Bigyra; Opalinata; Blastocystidae
Exons: 5
Coding region: 18-851 (277 amino acids)
Source: RefSeq, a predicted model, not a curated record